Molecule: messenger RNA, 609 nt
Organism: Micromonas pusilla CCMP1545
Lineage: Eukaryota; Viridiplantae; Chlorophyta; Mamiellophyceae; Mamiellales; Mamiellaceae
Exons: 2
Coding region: 1-609 (202 amino acids)
Source: RefSeq, a predicted model, not a curated record
AUGGCCCUCAGACGGGACGACGACGACGACGAGAAGACUGCGGAGCCUGAGGCGCGGCGUCAUCAGGUGCGUUCUAUACACUGGUGGCGCGGCGUCGCGAAGAAGCGCGGCCUCUCUUCUUCUUCUUCUUCUUCCACGGUGUUCACGCGCGCGACCAGAGCCGCGCUCGACGCGGACUGGGACGCGGAGGACGAGGACGAGAUCGAGAGGGAGUGGCGCGCGUUGGGCGUCGGGGCGGGCCCGCCCGGGUGGUACCGGCAGCCGUUUCUCGGCGUGCGCGGCGGCGACGACGAGAAGUUUCGCCAGACCUUGGCGUCGGCGGGACGGUAUCGACCGACCGAAUCGGACGACGCCGCGCGCGCGAGCGCGACGCGCGCGAAGGAGACCGCGCGCGCGAUGGAGGCGGCGGAGGCGUUGGCGAGGAAGCGCGGCGAAAACGUGCGGCGGAGCGCGGCGUUCAGGCGCGUUCUAUCUCACGCUGGUCCCCACGCGGCUGCGUCGGCGCGGUGCACGCCGACCCUUGAGAACUUUUGCCGGCGUUCGUGUCUCUCCGCCCACCCCUCGGUUUCAAUCCCGACACACCUCGACGCCUUUCAACUCCGCUUCUGA